This is a messenger RNA of Frankliniella occidentalis (western flower thrips), 1128 nucleotides long. RefSeq lists its product as uncharacterized. The record is from RefSeq and is a predicted model, not a curated record. NCBI's taxonomy places the organism in Eukaryota, Metazoa, Arthropoda, Insecta, Thysanoptera, Thripidae. The transcript has 5 exons. Bases 85 to 858 code for a protein of 257 amino acids.
UGGUUUCAUUAGACGUGCCUGUGUCGGCUCGUUCAGCUGAGCGCCUCCCUCGAUACCAGCGCCCACGAGCACACAAAGACUCACAUGGCCGCCACCGCCCGGCGCUGCGCCAAGCUGGUGCGCUUCUACGAGACGUACGCCUGGCUGGUGGAGGCCGCGGUCGCCGUGGCGCUAGUCUUCCGCAAGCCCACCUGGCAGGACCACCUGGCGGCCUGGAUGGAGCCGCUGAUCGGCACGCACCAGAAGUUCACAGCGAACGUUUUGCGCUGGGGCUUCCUGUCGUUCCAGCUGUUCGUGGGGCUCUGCGCCGUGCUGUCUGACUACACGCUGGUCGUCCUCAUCCUGGUCAUCUACUUGUCCCUGGCGGACAUGUACGAGGGCAUAGGCGAAGCCCUCCAGACGAGGCCCUGCGACACGCUGCUGGCGCGGCAGCAGAGCGUCCUCACGCAGGCCGCCAUCAGCGUGGACGCGGCCGUGGCCCCCCUGCUCCCGCAGGUCCUCAUCGUGAGCGUCGUGGUCCCGCUGCUCUGCACCGUGGAGGUGGUGCUGAACGGCGUGGAGGCGGACCUGUUCGCCGUCGGGAUGGCGCCGCUGGUGCUGUUCGUGUUCGUGCCGUUCUGUCUGGUGGGCGACGGCAUGGCCUACGCCCGCGUGCGCUUCGCCGACCUGGCCGGCGCCGGCCCCUGGCUGGAGGAGACGGUGCAGCGCAGGAAGAUGCGCCUCAGCAUGGUGCAGCUGUCCCGGGGACACGGCGGCGACCUCCGGGGGUGGGGCAUCGGGACGCUCGACAGGAAGACCUGCGGGAGCGCGCUCAAGUCGUGGUUCAGUUUCCUGCAGGUCCUCAUGAGCCUGCAGUAGCAGCGGUUGGGGUUGUAGCCAGUGCGCCUGUAAACCCCCUACAUGCCGGCAAGUCCCAUUCCAUUGAUUUCUGAGUGCUCUGCAACGCCCUUUUCCCGAGGGGGCCUCAACUCUGUUGUAGGAUGUACACCAGAUUGCCAAGAUUGCCAGAUUACUAGACUAAUAUUUAGCUUUAAGGGCAUAAAUCGCCUGUAACUAGGCAAAACGCACUAAUGUCACCCUGAAUGUAGGCAAAAAGCAUGGGUUUCGCAGCCGAUUACCUAGAGAUUG